Messenger RNA from Pezoporus flaviventris, 3797 nucleotides. Its product is annotated as prosaposin-like. Gene Ontology annotation, cellular component: lysosome. NCBI's taxonomy places the organism in Eukaryota, Metazoa, Chordata, Aves, Psittaciformes, Psittacidae. Gene Ontology annotation, biological process: sphingolipid metabolic process. The coding region runs from base 758 to 2326 and encodes 522 amino acids. The record is from RefSeq and is a predicted model, not a curated record. The transcript has 15 exons.
UUGCCUUACAGUAUGCAUGUCCCAUCAAGCCUUUGCUAUAUUGAGCACAGAUGCAGGCUAGAGGCUUGCCAGGGAUUGCACUGCUGUUCUCUUCCCUGGACAAACACAAUGCCUGAUGUGAGGCAACAGUCCCGUGUUGCAAUUCCUCUGCCUGGUGUGGGCUGGAGGGAGUUCUUGCUGAAGCUGCUUGAUACCAGGCUUCAGUGCUGACUUGCAUUUAAUGUGGCUGCUUCCCUUUUGUCUUCAUUCCUUGCUUUGUUUUAAACAAAAUGUGACUUAAAAUGUUUUAAGCAAACUAUGAGGCUACCUCUCAAUACCCAGUUAAUUCAGUUGUCCUAAACUUAGUGGUCUUUAGUAUCUUCACUGCUGACUUUUUUUUGUAAGGGCUGAUGCAUUCAUCCCUUAUGAAUGCAUCAUAAGGGUGAAUUUUGUGAAGAGCAUGGGAAAUAGCUGCAUUGCAUGGUGUUAGGACACUUCUCCCUGGUUGGGUCUACACUUUGCAGCCAGGAAUAGUUAGUGUUGAGCAGCAGGUUCUGGGCUGGUUUUGACUUCCCGGGAAUACCUGCCUGGCUCUGGUCCCUCCCUCUACUUGCAGGCUGGUGAUGAUGAUUUUAUAAUCAAGCCAUAAGGAGAGGGGUGUGGUAAUUGCCCUGUGUGGGUGUGGGUUCUCACUACUUCUCCCAACCCAUCCAAGAUCCCUCAGUCUGGGAGCAGCACAGGAGAGGAACCAGCCACUGAGGACUAUCUUAGGAACAGCAUGGAGAUCAAAUGGAGUGGCUGGGUGCUGCUGAUCCUUUCUGUGUGCCUGGGCUCCUACCAAGCUGAGGCCAGCCCCCUCCACGAGUGCAGCAAGCGGCCAGAGGACUGGUGCCGCGAUGUGGUGACAGCAGCCAAGUGUGGGACGCUGCAGCUCUGCCAGAUCUCCGUCUGGGACCAGGCUGUGGGGAAGGGAAUCCCAUGUCACCUAUGCCAGAUGGCAGUCUCUGUGGUAGGCAAGAUCCUGCAGGACAACCGCACUGAGGAAAAGCUGCGGCUCUUCUUGGAUAAGAAAUGCCAGUACCUGCCCUUCCAGGACUGGUCUGUGAAGUGCAAGAGGAUGGUGGACACCGGCAUCCUCAUCCUCGUCCAGCUGGGCAAGCAAGUGCUGGCGGACCCGAAGGUGGUGUGUGGGACCAUCAAGCUGUGCCAGCCUCGGGAGAGCCCCACAGGAGCCCUGAAGUUUCAGGAACCACCACCAGCCCCUGCCGGCCCUGCUCAGGACUUUGCUGACCUGGUUACUCCCUUCAUCACCAACGUGCCCCUCCUGCUCCAUCCCCAGGACCUGCCUCGUGGUGAGGCUCAGGAGAAGGAAGAGGUGUGUGAGGAAUGCCUGCGGCUGGUGGCCGCUAUGCAGCUGGAGCUGGGGACCAAUGCCGCCUUCACUCAGGCGCUGGUGGCCCGCACUGAGUGGGCAUGCGAGGGCCUGGCACCCAACCUGGCACAGCAGUGCAAGCACUACCUGGCCGAGUACAUGGACACGGCCGUCCGGCUGCUCCAGUACAUGCUGGCUGAGGACCCCAUGGAGCUGUGUGGCCAGCUGGGACUCUGCUCCUCUUCCUCACUGCUGCCCUUCCACACACUGCUCACAGAGAAGAUGAUACAGGUCCUGAGCACGCUGUGGGACAGGGAAGGGACCACUCCACUGUGUGAGAUGUGCCAAUUUGCUGUGAAAGCGGCCGAAAGCCUCCUGGAGAACAACGUGACGGAGGAGCAACUGGUGAACGACAUCGAGAAGGUGUGCUACAUGCUGCCCCACAGCGUCAUCGGGCAGUGCAAGGACUUCGUUGACUCCUAUGGCAAAGCCGUGGUCAUCAUGCUGCUGGAGGCCACCGACCCGGCGGCUGUCUGCACCAUGCUGCGCUGCUGCCCCCGGAGCGGGGACACCCGCCGCGGGCCUGCCAUGCUGGAGCAGCUGGCAGUGGGUGCGGGAGCAUUCUGCAACGUCUGCCAGAUCAUCAUCACGUACUUUGACAACGAGCUGCUGAAGAACGAGACGCUGUCGGAGCUGGGUGACAUGCUGCAGAAGGGCUGCGAGCUGCUGCCCGCACCGCUCACUGGCACGUGCGAAGCACUCGUGGUGCAGUACGAGCCAGAGGCUGUGCGGCUCUUCGUCCAGAUGAUGGACCCCACCUUCGUCUGCACUAAAAUAAAAGCUUGUGACUCAUCCGAGGAGGAUCUCCUGGGCUCAGACCUCUGUGCCUUGGGCCCGCAAUACUGGUGCAAGAACAUGGCCACAGCGAUCAAGUGCCAGGCUGUUGAGCACUGCCAGCGUCACCUAUGGAACUAGGAGUCACCUCCUCGGCUGGCUGUGCUUGCCCUGCUAUUUUGGUUCAGGAUCCCAGAUACCCUCCCUUGGGAUGCGCCUGCACCCGUGGAUGGCAAUGGCAGGAGCCCACCAGCCUGACCAUCCGGGCAGGGGCUGUGGGGUGACCCAGACACUUCUGCCACUUCCUUUUCCAUCCCUGCCGUUUGGAUUUCUAAAUCGGGUUAAGGGACUCAUUGGUAUUUUCAAGACUGAGGAUUCAGCCUUGUUGUCUCUCAGAGUCCUUGUAAAAUCCCCAUCCCCACGUCUAUCCCCAUCCCCCUUGUAAGACCUACAUCCUGCAACGUGAACAGGCUGGAAUGGUUUCUGCUGCCCAAAUGCUAGACAAAUCCUGGCAGCUGGCAGCCAGCAGCCUCACACCACAGGUCUUGUCAGCUUUUGGCAAGCCCAGCACUUUGCUGGUCCCUCUUCGAAUUGGUGUGGCUUUCUUUUACACCUCCCUUCCCCCUCUUGCCCUAUAAAGAAACACAGUGGAUUAAAUUUACAGAUAUAUAUAUACCUUAAGUAUUCCCUGAACAAAAAAUGAGUGAGUUUGGGGGCAAACAGUCCCUUUCACCCACACAUCCUUGCUGGUGCCCCUGUGCUGACCCAGCUGUGGUAGAGAGGGGCAGCGGGGCACUGGCUUAUCCCUCCGUGCUGCAGGAGGGAGACGCCCGCAGUGCCCAGUCCUGAGCGUGCAUGGGAGCAUCUCAUUGAAAAUAAACUCUUCCCAUGAGCGCAGCUGGUUGUCUCCCUCCUUCUUCUCCUGGUGUGUAAGAUGGGGCAAACCUGUGGGAGGUUUAAUGCUUCCCACGAAAUUUGGGCUGCAGCAAAACCUGGGGCAGCAUCUCUUGUGAAGGUGAUGGGUUGAGGGGUGAAUUAAAGGGAAAAGGGCGUUUUCUCUUCAAAAGGUCUUUUCAGUAAGCUGAAUCCAGGAAGGGAGGAAGGAUGACAGACAGGUUACCCAAAGCCAUAGACAGUGUAUUUCUGAGUCCCGUAACAGAUCGUGCCCGAAACUCUCCACAAGGUUACGACUGGAAACAAAUCCCCAAAUGAAUGAACCCAAAAUAAAGAGAGAAGGGGAAAGAAAAGGGCAAGAAAAAACACGCACGAGCACUCCACAUCCAGAAGCCCCAGUUAUUGUCAGUCGCUUUCAACAUCGCAACAUGUUUUGGUAAAGCCAGCAAAAUGGAGAAAUGUUUUCCGGUUUGGUUUGGGGUUUUUUUGGGUCUUUCCUUGUUGGAAAGGUGCUGUUAAUGCCAAAUGGACUUGGCCUCUCCUCACACUGCCUGGCCCUCCCUGUGCCUGUGGUUGAGGCUUGACCCCGGUCCACACCCGGGGAUGCGGCACAUCAUCUGCACCUUUGCUGCACCUUCACCCCUGUCCAGCCUGGACUCAUUGGAUUCAUUUUGCUUUUUUUUUUUUUUUCUUAAAAAAAACCCCUUUUUAAUAAGAA